UUUCAAUACUCUGAUCUCAUGACCUAAUUGUCUCUCAAAUCUUCUUCUGUUAGAUAACACCAUGCGCAUCUUAGCAUCCCGACUAUCUACUCAUCUGUGUAGAAGAAGAUCCGGGCAUGUUCAAUCCCGUAACUUCUCAUCCCGCAAUGUGAAAGAUGAGAUCUUUAUUAAGCAUAGAAGGGUUCGGUGGUUUGUCAAUUCUGUGACUGCAACUUAUCUUGUAUAUCUUUUUGGUCUUCCUUUCAUGGGAGAUAAUUUGAAGAUGCGACACGCUAUGUUACUUUUGGAAUCCAAUUUUCCCUUUGUUAAAGCUGUGGGAGCUCAUAAAGUAGCCCGUUUUGCAACAGAUGAUGAAAGGAGGAUGAACAUAGUGGAGAUUGGUGGUGCGCAGGAGCUUGUAUAUAUGUUGGGGGAUGCUGAAGACUAUUAUACACGGAUAGAAGCACUGAAGGCUCUUGCUGCCCUUUCUGGCUCAGAUGAAGCAGCUGGAGCUUUAUACCGUGCUGGAGCAAUAUCAGUUAUAAAAUCCACUCCACGAUCCUCUGAUGGGGCAAUAUUAUUUUUGGGGUCCACUCCAGAAUCCUUUGAGGCUGAAAUCGAGAAAUACAAGUCAAGCCUAUUGAAGAGAUUCCAAGAUCUGAGAUAUGAUAUACCAUCCUGAGAUUGUGUGAUGUUAAAACUAGCUUGUUCAACUUUAAACGUGAGAGACUGUUUUGUGAGAGCAAUCUCCAAAUUUGGAAGAGAUACGUGUUUUACCAGGGAAAAUUAUAAGACUUUAUAUUUGAUGUCUAUUAUAACUUGAGUACUAAAAACAAUAAUAUAUGAAAUAUGAUAUCUAUAACAAAAAUAUAAGACUCUACUCUUUCUGCCUUUCGAUUGUGUCGU
Messenger RNA from Pistacia vera, 885 nucleotides. RefSeq lists its product as uncharacterized. The transcript is spliced from 6 exons. NCBI's taxonomy places the organism in Eukaryota, Viridiplantae, Streptophyta, Magnoliopsida, Sapindales, Anacardiaceae. The record is from RefSeq and is a predicted model, not a curated record. The coding region runs from base 62 to 661 and encodes 199 amino acids.